AUGCCGAUGAAUGGCUCUUUAUAUUUCACUUUGGUCAAUAAACCACAGCAUGUUCCAGAUAGUGCUCUCCUCUAUUUGAAAAGAGACACAGAUGUUCUUACAGAUAAACCACAGCAUGUUCCAGAUAGUGCUCUCCUCUAUUUGAAAAGAGACACAGAUGUUCUUACAGGUGAAGCUUCCACCUGGGGCACAGGAUUGUACAAAACAUUUAACAAUCGCAUGUUUGCUUUCAAAUCAUCCUGCAAUUUUACGUUCUGUCGACACUGUGUUGAGUUGGGAAGAGAAUUCAACAUUGAAAUGAAUCGAAACAGGGAAGGAAAAAUUGGUCAACUAUCCAUUGUGCUAGAUGCCAAUACUAUAAUCGUGAAAGAUGGCCGAGUGUUUGUCAACCAAAAAUAUGUGCAGGUGCCAUUUGACAAUAAAAUGAUCCGUAUUAAGAAAUAUGGGGACUAUACCAAGCUGGAAAGCCGCAGAGGUAUUCUGACAUUAGUAUGGAACAAUGAAGAUAAAUUAUCAAUUGUUAUACUUAAAAAUCACAGCACCUGUGGACUUUGUGGAGACAGCCAUGGCAGCACAGGCAAAGACAUCACAAACCUUAUUAAAGACAGCAAAAUCCCAGAUACAACUUGUCCCGAUCCUGUUAUUGAACAGACUCUGAAAUGUGAUGAUGGGAAAGUGUAUUGUCAAGGUAUAAUUUCAAAAUACUUCAAAUCAUGUAAAAAUGUGGGCAGUCUGUACCUUGAGUAUGUAAGGUUAUGCACUGAAGAAUACUGCAAAACUGGAAAUGGACUGGAUGUGUGUCCUACCCUGUUUGAAUUAGCCAGACAGUGUUCCUCUGGAGGACCUGGUCCAUAUGAAAUAUGGAGAAGUGAUCCUGAUGUGACUUGUGUGACACCUGCCUGUCCAGAAUCUGAAAUUUACAGAGACUGUGCACCCUCCAACCAAGCAACGUGUUCCUAUCUGUCUCCUUUCCAAGAUGCUGGAUGCGUGGGUGGCUGCAUGUGCCCAGAAGGCUAUGUUCGAGAUGAUAUUAGAGGAAGUGGCAAAUGCAUUGAGAAAGCAACUUGUGCUUGCAAAUUUAAUGGAAAUGUAUAUAGGUCUGGCGAAACAAGGAAGAGUACUUGUAAUUCAGAAUGCACUUGCCAAGACACAAAAUGGACAUGUACCGAAUCUUUAUGUCCAGGAAGAUGCGAAGUGGAAGGACCUUUCAUCACCACCUUUGAUGGCACUUCUUAUACCCAUGCUGGAGACUGUCAUUUUGUAGCAAUCCAGGACAAGAAUUGGUCAUUGAGUGUGGAAUUACACCCAUGUCAUACUGGUCCAGGUGACACAUGUCUUGAAAGUGUGACUUUGGCUCUUGGGCUAACUGUUUCAGCAGACAGAUAUGUAUUUCAUAGCAAUGGCACCUUCUUCAAUGAAAAGAUAAAGCAAACGGAUUAUUAUGCUUCAGAUACAAUCAUCAUCUUCAGACAAUCAUCACUCUACAUUGAAGCAGAAUUAUACUUUGGCCUUAAAUUACAAAUACAGUUAGGCCCAACUAUGCAGCUGUAUGCCUCCCUGCCAGCAAAAAAGUAUACAAAUACGAGAGGGCUCUGUGGUUCAUUCAACAACAAAGCAGAGGACGACUUUAUGUCUAGCCAGAACAUUUUGGAGGUGACCUCUGAGGCAUUUGCAAGCUCCUGGGAAAUGAUGACCUGUCCUAAAGCCAGGCAUCUGUCCUGUACCAGCAUAGAGAAAGAGAAUUUUGCCAAAGAACACUGUGCAGUACUCACUGAUCCCAGCGGAGUAUUUGCACCUGGACAUUUCAUUGUGGACCACAGAACCUAUUAUGAGAGAUGUCUUAUAUCAACAUGUGUAUGUGAAAAAGUAAUGGAUUGUUUGUGCACAGCCCUGGGAAACUAUGUCAAAGCAUGCGCUAAACAUGGAAUAUACAUAACUGAUUGGAGAAACGGGAUCUGUGCAGGGGAAAACUGUGAAGAUGGCAAAGUUUUCCAUUAUGAUGCCAAAGCCUGCAAUACCUCUUGCCGUUCCUUUUCUGAGUGGGAUUUGAGCUGUGAUGUGACAAAUACCCCAGUAGAUGGAUGUGUUUGCCCUGAGGGCCGAUAUGCAAAUAGCAAAGGAAUAUGUGUCAAACCAGAUUUAUGUGAUUGUUACUUAGAUGAUACGGUGCUGAUACCAGGUCAAAAAAUUCAGAUGGGUAAUUAUACAUGCAUUUGUAGAAGAGGGCAGGUAUUUUGCCACAAUCUUUCUGAUCUCAAACCUGUAAACUGUACAGGUGGAGCUGAAUUUGUGAGUUGCUCUGACCCAAAAGCAAAGUUAAGGGUUGACGAAAUAUGUAGUGGUCUAAUCAUCAUACCUCCUAUGUCUGCAGACUUGUCCUGCAGGCCUGGUUGCUAUUGUCCUUUAGGCCUGGUUCGAGACUCUGAAGGGAAGUGCAUUCCACGGGCUCAUUGCCCAUGUUCUUACAGUGGUCGAAAAUACGAACAAGGAGGCACAAUAAACAUUGAAUGCAACACAUGCAAAUGUGUAGAAGGAUCUUGGAUAUGUACAAGAAAAAAGUGUCAGAGUGCUUGCCAUCUCUACGGGGAUGGUCAGAUUCAGACGUUUGAUGGGAAGUGGUAUAGUUAUGAUGGACUUUGUCAGUAUGUACUUGCUGAGGACUAUUGUGGCAAAGAAAAGGGGUCAUUCAGAAUCUUAACAGAAAGUGUCCCUUGCUGCGAAGACGGAGUUACAUGCUCCAGGAAAAUCACAGUAGUGCUAAAGGAUGGCAACCUUGUUCUAGAAGAUGGGAAAUUCAUGUUUGUCAAAGAUGCAGCUAGUAUUGCUCAGUGUAAAAAAGACGAAGACCGAUAUACCGUACAUACUGUUGGACUGUAUUUGGUAAUCCAUUGCAUAGAUGGAAUAACGUUGAUCUGGGAUAAAAACACAAGAGUGUCAAUCAUAGCGGAUCCCAGUCGGACAGAAGAAACAUGUGGCCUUUGUGGGAACCAGAAUGGAAACCUUCAGGAUGAAUUUACUACUAGACUAGGUUCAUUGGCUGCUGGACCAGUGGAGUUUGGCAACAGCUGGAAGACCAGUCCAACAUGUUCGGACACAGUAGCUGAGUCUUUUCCAUGUGAUGGAAACGCAUACUGCAGAGAUUGGGCUGUGAGAAAAUGUGAAAUAAUUAGAGACUUCCGCUUCAGGGCCUGCCACAGUCAGAUUGACCCUACUCCAUAUCAUAAGGCUUGCAUUGAGGAAGCUUGUGCAUGCUCCAUAGAAGGGAAGUACCUUGGCUUCUGUACUGCUGUUGCAAUGUAUGCAGAGGCCUGCUCAGCCAUUGGCAUCUGUAUAUCCUGGCGUACUCCAGACCUCUGCCCUGUCUUCUGUGAUUAUUAUAAUGCACCUGGGGAGUGCAGCUGGCAUUAUGAACCCUGUGGGACUGUGAAAUCCAAAACUUGUAAGGAUCAUUUGGUUGGCAGGAUUCUUCCAUCUGUCUUGGAAGGUUGUUAUGCAAAGUGUCCUGAUCAUGCACCCUAUCUAGAUGAAAACACAAUGAAAUGUGUCCGUUUGUCAGACUGUACCUGCUAUCACAAGAAUAUAAUCCUUCCUGGGCAGGUCAUUUAUGAUGACUGUGGAAGAAUAUGUGUUUGCAAAGCUGGGGAGCUGGAUUGUUCUGUUUUCCCAGGUGUUCCAAGAGCAGGUGGUGUACCACAUUUUAGAACAGAAACGACUAGCAGGCCCACCACAAGGCUGGGUACCACCAGCAUUGUAGUCCCUGGUGGGAAAGAAUUUGGAGUUACCACUGAAAACACAGAAGCUGGAAGGUUGACAGAAGCGAUGGAGCAUUUCACUACAGAAUCACUUACAUAUGCCAGGACUGUUACCCUUCCUAGUAUCAGCACAGGCAUUUCUGGGAGAGCUUUCGAAUGGAGCACAGGUGCUACCAGCAGGUCUACUGAACAUGGAGCAGUUGAAAGGGCAACUGAAGGCAGCAAGAGUGUCACUACAAAGGCAACAAGCUAUGUGAAGGCCAGUACAGAAGUCCUUCCUGGGCCUAUCACAGGUAUCACUAGCAGUUCCGUCAGUUGGCAGAAAGUUAUUCCCACAAGCAUCACUGAACAUUCAGGAGUUGAAAGUUCAACUGAAGGCAUAGAGAAUGUCACUCAAUAUGCCAAAAAAAGAACCACAGGUCCUUAUGAGACUGUUGUAGCAGUGACCAGCCAACAUGGUUUCCCUAAAACCACAGAAAAUCAUGCCACAAAGAAGAUACCUCUUGUCACAACGGGCUUUAGGACAAGUCCUGCCACAGGAGGCAGUAGUACAAUUUGGCCACAUGUUAGUGGAGAGACCACCCAUGUUACUGAGAAGUCUGUCACUGAAUACACUGGAAGUGUUCAAGAAGGCUCAUCUCCACCUUCUUUAUUAUCUGGAAGACCUGGAGAAUGUCUGCCAUUGCAAGAAUCAAUCUCGUGUCGGUUUAAAAAUAAAUCUUACGAGGUUGGAGAAACAUUUCGUGAUCCAGAUAAUCCAUGCCUUAAUUACACCUGUACGGCAGAAGGCUUUACAACAAAAGUUAAAGAAUGUGUUAAACAGAACUGGUGCAGCAAAAAAUUCAGAAUGUAUCGUGCAGACAACUGUUGCUACGACUGUAUCAAUGUAUGCAGACCAGCUCCUGUAGAGGUUGGAGUCACUGCAAACGGUUGUAGAGGUGUCAUCGUGAUGGCAAAAUGCACUGGGGAGUGCAAAAAUGCAGUUUUGUAUGGUGAUGUGGAUCGUCAAAUGGUAAACAAGUGUUCUUGUUGCAAGGCAAAGGAACAUGUAUAUAAGAAUAUUCCCAUUGUCUGUCCUGAUGGAAGGUUAGAAGAAUAUAGAUACAAGCACACCAUCUCCUGCAGCUGCCAGGCUUGUGAAGGUUCCUAAUGCAACCGUGUUUUAAAUGGCCCUUUCCCCUUCUA
Molecule: messenger RNA, 4937 nt
Organism: Pogona vitticeps (central bearded dragon)
Lineage: Eukaryota; Metazoa; Chordata; Lepidosauria; Squamata; Agamidae
Source: RefSeq, a predicted model, not a curated record